This is a messenger RNA of Calidris pugnax (ruff), 3192 nucleotides long. RefSeq names its product WD repeat domain 91 (gene WDR91). Lineage: Eukaryota; Metazoa; Chordata; Aves; Charadriiformes; Scolopacidae. Gene Ontology annotation, cellular component: early endosome membrane; late endosome membrane; extrinsic component of endosome membrane. The record is from RefSeq and is a predicted model, not a curated record. The transcript is spliced from 14 exons. Gene Ontology annotation, biological process: early endosome to late endosome transport. Gene Ontology annotation, molecular function: phosphatidylinositol 3-kinase regulator activity; protein binding. Bases 59 to 2332 code for a protein of 757 amino acids.
UCGGGGUCGGGCGCCCCCGCCCGUGGGCGGGCGGAGCUGGCGGCGCCGCGGGGCCCCCAUGGCGGCGGCGGCGGAGCGGACGGAUGAGCUGGUGCGGGAGUAUCUGCUCUUCCGUGGCUUUACCGCCGCUCUGAAGCAACUGGAUGCGGAGAUCAAAGCGGACCGGGAGAAGGGCUUCCGGGUGGAUAAGAUAGUGGACCAGCUGCAGCAGUUCGUUCAGAGCUACGACCUGGCCGCCCUGCGGGAUUACUGGAGUUAUCUGGACCGACGCCUCUUCAGCCGUUUGGAGGACGUGUACCGGCCAACGGUGAACAAGCUGAAAACCAGCUUAUUCCGAUACUACCUCGUCCAUACCGUUCAGACUGGCCGCAAUGACAAGGCGCAGGAGUUUUUCCUCAAGCAGGCCUCCGAGCUCCAGAACCAGGCAGAGUGGAAGGAUUGGUUUGUCCUGCCCUUCCUCCCUGCCCCGGACUCCAACCCCACCUUCGCCACCUAUUUCACACGCCAGUGGGCAGAUACCUUUAUCGUGUCUCUGCACAACUUUCUGAGUGUCUUAUUUCAGUGCAUGCCAGUUCCAGUCAUUUUGAACUUCGAAGCUGAAUGUCUCAGGAGCAGUCUCAUACAAGAAGAAAAUGAAUCGUUGCGGCAUAAGCUGUUUGCUUUGCAGGCUGAAUCCUCCCGCUUGAAGAAAGAGGAACUGGAGGUGGAACAAGCAGUUGUGCAUCACAAGUUGCCUGCAUAUGUGGCCAACAUGGAUCGACUAGGGGACUCUGAGCUCGAUAUGACCUGCAGCCAGAGGAAUACUGCACAUUCUCUUCAGUCCCGAGGAGGCUUUCUGUCCUCUUUUCUCUCCCAAAGUAAAAAAGGCCCUUCCAGACCAGCCCAUCCAAGUGGGGCGUCUCCAACGCAGACUGGCAGUAUGCUGCUAGGGAAGAAAGAACCAACAAAUCACCAGAGUGCCAAGGGGAAAGAAGGAACAGGGAGCUCCAAGGACGGGAAGAGCCACUUCAGUGGGUUAAUAGCAGGCGAGUCCAGCUCCCUGCAGCAGCGGCAGAAGCGCCUGCAGGAGCAUGGGAAGGAAAGGAAGGAGCUGCUGUCAAAAGGAACCUUCCAGGGCCAAAGUGCUGAGAAGAAAACAGAUAUUAACACAGCUGAGACGGAACCAUGCUCAGAGCUGCAUGCUGAGCAAGUAGAGGCUUCAACCAAAAUGCCUCCUAGCAGCACAGAGGCUGCAGGGGUCCGGCAGGAGCAGCCUUUCAUCGUCCUGAGUCAGGAGGAGUAUGGGGAGCACCAUUCAUCCAUCAUGUACUGCAGGGUUGAUUGUUCUGGACGGAGGGUGGCCAGCUUGGAUGUGGACGGGGUCAUCAAAGUCUGGUCUUUUAACCCCAUAAUGCAAACUAAAGCUUCAUCCAUUUCCAAAUCUCCAUUGCUGUCUCUGGAAUGGGCCACGAAGCGUGAUCGGCUGCUAUUGCUUGGCAGUGGGGUUGGGACGGUUCGUCUUUACGACACAGAAGCGAAGAAGAAUCUUUGUGAAAUCAGCAUUGAUGAAGACAUGCCCAGGAUCCUCUCACUUGCCUGCAGCCCAAGUGGGGCCUCCUUUGUGUGUUCUGCGGCAGCACAGAGCCCCAUCUCCCACAUGGACUUCUCAGCGGUCAGCUCUGGGGCCAAAAGCAUGAACCAAGUUCCUGGGAAGCUGCUGCUGUGGGACACUAAGACAAUGAAGCAGCAGCUGCAGUUCUCCCUGGAGCCUGAGCCCAUUGCUAUUAACUGCACAGCCUUCAACCACAACGGCAACCUGCUGGUCACUGGGGCUGCAGAUGGGAUCGUUCGUCUCUUCGAUAUGCAGCAGCACGAGUGCGCCAUGAGCUGGAAGGCACACGAUGGGGAAGUCUACUCCGUUGAGUUCAGCUAUGAUGAGAACACAGUCUACAGCAUAGGCGAGGAUGGCAAGUUUAUUCAGUGGAACAUUCACAAAAGUGGCUUGAAGGUGUCGGAGUAUGAUCUUCCCAGCGAAGCUACAGGUCCUUUUGUUCUGUCUGGGUACAGCGGCUACAAGCAAGUCCAAUUCCCACGAGGAAAGCUUUUUGCUUUUGACUCUGAGGGCAACUAUAUGUUGACGUGUUCUUCUACUGGGGGAGUAAUUUUUAAGGUAAGUCCGAGAAGUGAUGGGGAGCACUCUGACGCAUCCGUACAAGCUCUUCUUGUUACAAGGUGCAACAGCAGCCACUGGAAGUUCUCAAGCAGCAUCUACCCAUCCCCGCUCUGUGAAAGUUGCUGGUCAGUUUCAUACAGUGUGCAUUUUAGCAGCAUGUGGUGUUUAGCAAGUGUUUGAGCCCUCUGUAAGUGUUUGGCCCUCUAUAUGUAGCCAGAGGAUGUGUGUUCCUUGUUCUUAAAGCUUAGCUGCAGCAGCUUUCCGUAGUGCCCAAGUACCUGUGAUAAAGUUUUAGGGUUUUUUAUUAUAUUGAUGCCUGCCAGUGCAAUGCAAAAUGUGUGACUCUUGGCUGAUGCUCAUCUUUAAUCUGCCUUGUGAACUUGCUGAUGUUAGUUCCAGCCUGAUUGUCUGCUCUUACUGUGUACUGAAAUGAAAUGAAAUGAAGGGGAAGGCUGAAUAGUUCAAGUACCCGAAUUUCUGUGCCGCAGGAACAAGUGGUUACUGAUCAUAUGCCCCUUGCCUGCCUUCUCUCGAGCCAAUACCCAUUAGUAUAAGCCAUUGCAAGGCAGAUUAGAUGGAAUUUUUACUUUGCAUCUAGAGCAUUCAGAGCACCCACAUUAACAUGAGCUACAGCUUAAGACUUAUGUGCUCUUCAUCAGUGUGUGCUUUUAGCUUGCCUUGUUCCAUUAUGGAAGCUGAGCUGCUUGAGAACACGUGCUUCUGCUGUGAGACUUGGAAAUUCGUUUCCUUAUGUGUGCUAAUACAUCUCAAAAUCUCCCUACACAUAAUUAAGCAGAAAGGGAUAUAGAGUCUAGUAGGCUUUGGCUUCAUCUGUGAGUACACUAACCCCACUGCAGAAACUUGCCUCCUUAAAAUCUUAUUCUUUCCUUCUUUUAGUUAAAUGGUGAGGAAAAGGUUCUGGAGAGCUGCCUUUCCCUGGGAGGACACCGAGCCCCUGUUGUCACAGUGGAUUGGAGCACAGCCAUGGACUGCGGGACCUGUCUCACUGCCUCCAUGGAUGGGAAGAUUAAAUUAACAAC